Molecule: messenger RNA, 664 nt
Organism: Wasmannia auropunctata (little fire ant)
Lineage: Eukaryota; Metazoa; Arthropoda; Insecta; Hymenoptera; Formicidae
Exons: 2
Source: RefSeq, a predicted model, not a curated record
AUGCGUCCUUAUACGCGAUUCAACAGAGGUUACCACUACAUUCUCACCGUUAUCGAUGUGCUGAGUAAGCAUGCAUGGGCCGUACCUCUCAAGGCCAAGAGCGGAAGUGAUACGUCCGACAUAGAAGCAUUCAUCGACGCGAUCGUCACGUACAAAGAUUGCACGAAUAUAUCGGAAGAAAACGCGCUAAAAGGACUGCCCAUUCUGCUCACGGAUCUAGCCGCGACGUGGUGGCAAGGCAUCAAAAAUACGGUAGAUACGUGGGAUACCGCGUUAGAGUCAUUAAAACAAACGUACGGGCCAAAAAAGCCAGCGCACCGGAUAUUCAGAGAACUCUUCGCGAAAGAACAAGACAACGACACGCCAACGGACCUAUUCGUGUGCAAAGCGCGUGCGCUAAUCGCGAAACUCCCAUACGACAAUCCAUUAACCGAAAGCAUGCAACUAGAUCUGGUUUACGGACUUUUAUCGUACAAAAUACGCAAAGAAGUACCGCGCGAAAAGGCAUCAUCGUUCUCGAAACUACUAGAUCUCGCGAGGGAGGUCGAAGAAAACAACGCGGAAGAAAAUAAUGCAACGACGAAAGAAUCGACAACGUCACGGAAGAACGAAAUCCGACCGCGUUGCAAGUACUGUAAAAAUUUCGGGCACGUCGUAGACGAAU